AUGCAUCUCGCCCCUGCGCUGCUCGUGUCCCUCGGCCUCGUCGCCUCCGCGGCAUCCGCCAAACGCUCUACUCCUCCCGCGCCGGCCAAGAACGCCGUGCUGCUCUCCUCGGUGCAGACGCUGACGCUCCGCGGCGGCGGCGCCAAGACGUCGCACCGCCGCACCAGCGCCGUCCCGCAGCUCAAGUGCGUCUCGCCGCGCGCCCUCUGCGACCUGCACAGCAUCGACGUCCUGCGCUGCACCAACCAGGGCUCCUCGUACGGCGACGAGGACGUCGAGUGGAGCUGCGCCGCCUCGCUGCCCGCCGAGCUCAAGCUCGGCGCCACCGACGUCUUCUGCGAGGGCUACGCCUCGCCCGACGACCCCUACGUGCUCAAGGGCAGCUGCGGCGUCGAGUACACGCUCGCCCUGACGGAGCAGGGCGAGCGGCGCUACCCAAAGCUCGCCAAGGGCGGCGACCCGUGGUUCGGCGACGGCGAGGGCGGCUCAGACUCCUCGGCCUGGCUGUUUGCAAUCGUCUUUGUGGCCGUUUUUGCCUGGAUCGUGUACUCGGCCUGCGUGGCUCGCUCGGAUAACAACAGGAGACAAGGGGACACGACAAGACGUUACGGUGGCGGAGGAGGAGGAGGCGGCGGCGGCGGCGGUGGUCGUGGUGAUGGUCCUGGCGGCGGCUGGGGUCCUCGCAAUGAUCCUCCACCUCCAUACCCAGGAACGAACAACAGCAACAAAUCAUCACCGAGCGGUAGCAGCCAACAGCCGCAGCAACAAGGCUGGCGGCCUGGCUUCUGGAGCGGUCUCGCAGGUGGCGCCGCUGCCACCUACCUCGGUAGCGGCCGCAACCGCGACAGCCACAACAACUCUGGCUACACUCCAUGGGGCGCCGAUAACUACGGCUCCGGCUCGCGAUGGGGAGGUGGUGGUAGUUCUCGGGCCGGCCCCUCGUCGUCCUCUAGCCGAAGCGGUGGUAGCAGCUCCGGUGAGAGACAUGAAAGCACCGGCUUUGGUUCUACUAGACGCAGAUGA
Molecule: messenger RNA, 1023 nt
Organism: Akanthomyces muscarius
Lineage: Eukaryota; Fungi; Ascomycota; Sordariomycetes; Hypocreales; Cordycipitaceae
Exons: 1
Coding region: 1-1023 (340 amino acids)
Biological process (GO): regulation of store-operated calcium entry
Cellular component (GO): endoplasmic reticulum membrane
Source: RefSeq, a predicted model, not a curated record